CCCUACUAGAAAACCCUGAACCACCAAAGUGCAAAAAUCCUAUAUAUUUUGGGGGUGCAGAAGCUUGGUGAACAAAGGUAGAAAUUGCGAUGGCGGCUCGGCAAAUUCAGAGGCGAAUUCUGAGUCUUCUCGCUACUAAGCAGCCUCAAACCUACAUCUCUAAAGGAUCAGGAUGGCAUUCUGUUUCUCCUGCGAGGUCAUUUUUUGGCACGGACAAAAUAUGUUCAAGAAGGUGCUUUCAAACAGUUGCAGAAACCGCCAAGCAGGCUGUUGGAGUAGGGGAAGUUAGUAAAAAUUGUGAUUCUGCUGCUACAGCUGUCUCUAGUAUCAAGAAUGAGACCACAUACAACAAGUACACCGUGCAAUCUAAUCUGAAAAUCUCCCCCAGGCAUGAUAUGGUGAUGGUCUUCACAUGCAAAGUAUGCGAGACCAGAUCAAUGAAAACAACUUGCCGUGAGUCAUACGAGAAAGGUGUAGUGGUGGCUAGAUGUGAUGGUUGUAACAACUUACACCUGAUGGCUGAUCGACUCGGGUGGUUUGGAGAACCUAGUAGCGUGGAAGACUUCCUGGCUGCUCGUGGAGAGGAAGUGAAAAAGGGUUGUGCUGAAACUUUAAGUUUCACGCCCGAAGAUCUAGCGGGGAAGAAGAACCUGGAAGAAAUUGGGGAGAAGUAGAAUCCAAAUUUUAGAUUUAGGAUUUGUAGUGUAAAGUUGGCUAGAAUUGAAGUUGAUUCUGUAAUAAAGUCGAGCAACCCAUCUUUAAGCUUAAAUUUCGUCUAUACUUUGAUUUAUAAGGAAUAGAAUGGAGAAUUCAUUGACUUUCAGUUUCA
Nicotiana attenuata is the source of this 829-nucleotide messenger RNA. RefSeq lists its product as uncharacterized. Bases 90 to 674 code for a protein of 194 amino acids. The record is from RefSeq and is a predicted model, not a curated record. NCBI's taxonomy places the organism in Eukaryota, Viridiplantae, Streptophyta, Magnoliopsida, Solanales, Solanaceae. The transcript is spliced from 2 exons. Gene Ontology annotation, biological process: protein stabilization; protein folding; protein import into mitochondrial matrix. Gene Ontology annotation, molecular function: protein-folding chaperone binding; zinc ion binding. Gene Ontology annotation, cellular component: mitochondrion.